Molecule: messenger RNA, 468 nt
Organism: Striga asiatica
Lineage: Eukaryota; Viridiplantae; Streptophyta; Magnoliopsida; Lamiales; Orobanchaceae
Source: the annotation of a GenBank genome assembly
AUGAGUGUAGGUGAUGGGGGUGUUUCUGUAGGUGAUGGAGGUGUUGUUGUAGGUGAUGGGGGUGUUCCUGUAGGUGAUGGUGAUAGGAGUGUGCCUGUAGGUGAUGGAGAUAAGAGUGUGCUUGAGGAUGAGGGUGACCAAUCUGUGGAUGAGGACUUUUGUGCAAGUAGGGACACUGACAAUGGUUUUGAUGAUAUCCUUUUUGAAGAAUAUGUUGAGGUAGAUGAGUAUGUGGAGGGGCCUAAACAGAAAGAGAACCAACAUGAGGUUGAUGAUGAAAUGUCCACUGACAGUUCCAGUUCCAAGUGCACAGAGGAUAGCAGUCAUGAUGAUUUCUCUAGUUGCACAGGGCUUCACCGUGCUGUACGACCAGCUUCCAGAGAGCCGUCGGAUGUGGCGGCGGCCUCUUCUUCGAGAGACGCGAUGAGUUCUUCCUUGUUUUCGCCUCCUUCUAGAUUGUCAAGGUAA